Molecule: messenger RNA, 3730 nt
Organism: Venturia canescens
Lineage: Eukaryota; Metazoa; Arthropoda; Insecta; Hymenoptera; Ichneumonidae
Gene: PolI
Product: DNA polymerase iota
Exons: 2
Coding region: 1116-2885 (589 amino acids)
Biological process (GO): translesion synthesis
Molecular function (GO): DNA-directed DNA polymerase activity; damaged DNA binding
Source: RefSeq, a predicted model, not a curated record
AUCGUGCAAGUUUGUACGUGAUCGAGGGAAAAAAGAGCGUUACUUUCCAGUUUAUGGUUUAUCCCAAUUUUUUGUAAACAUGGCUGUUGUUCUACAAUAUCGUAAUUAAUUUUUUUUUCUACUUAAAACUAAACAUCGAAGUUGAAAAUACUCAUUAAACGAUUGUCCAUUUUUCUGCCAAGUGUUUCAACGUUAAGCUACGGUUUGGGUUACCAGAUUUUCGAUGAUACAUCCAGUGGCCUUUGUGCUCUAAACAAAUUAUAAUUACAAUUCUGUGAAAAAAGUUUUCGUCACCGGAAAUUGUCUCUAACUACAAAGUUAAAAGGUUACGAGUACGAUGUGUUUACCUUAUUGGCCAACAGAUACUCGAUGUUUUGAGGAAUUCAUUUACUGAAUCAUUGCUGGAGUCAGCUUUCGCGAUGUUCUGCAACAAUUGACCUUAUCAACGUCCAAAGUGUGGCUAUUAGUUUGCAACACGACCCUAAGGAAAAUCAACAUUGCGACGAGACAGUUCCAGAAGUUUUUCACCUUGAGAUGUAACUUUUCUAUACGCCAAUGAUUCGUUCACUUCAAUUUCCUCAAGUGAGAACGUAUUCACAAUAUUUUUGGAAAUUCUUCUCAGUUGAACCUUGCAACACGGCUCGUAAGCAUUUUUAGACCUCAAGUGUUCAGGUUAAGGUUUCAAUCGCAUGCUGAACAAAGUGGCAAGAACUAUUUAAGAAUAUAAAAACACAUCGUUCAAAAGUCUUGCACUGUUUCUGGGGUGAUUGGACUUUCCGAAUGAUCAAAGGAUCUAAAUAACCUCACAAUAAAUUCAUCAAAAAAGUUGACUCGGCAGAGAGCGGCUUUGGCAACUAUUUAACAGCAAAAUUGCAACUUUUGUGGAGCCGAAUGCAUCUUUGCUCCAAGCGAUACGACUGACAGAAUGUAACUACACAGUGGUAGAAAAAACAAGUUUAAAAAGUUCAAAUUCAGGAAAGAUCAAAAGGAAGUAUCCGAACCCUGAGCAAUAUCAUAGUCGGAAGAACAAAAAAUCUGAAAAUACUGGAGCGUAUAAUAACCAAUGGGAAUCGGAGAUUUUUUUGGUUGAAAUAAAAGAGCAGAAAACUGAUCCGAUGGAAAUCAGCGAGUGUGACGCAGUGUCGAGGCAUCCCAGAGCGAUAAUCCACUUGGACGUGGAUUGUUUCUAUGCUCAAGUAGAAAUGGUGCGGCAUCCUGAGUUCAAAGGAAAGCCACUGGGGGUGCAACAGAAAAACAUAGUGGUGACAAGCAACUAUGCGGCUCGUCAGUACGGAAUAAAGAAGUUGAUGUUGGUGGAGGAGGCGUUGCUGCUUUGUCCACAUUUGGUUCUGGUUCGAGGUGAAGAUUUGACGAAUUAUCGUAAAGCCUCUGCAGAAAUAUCGGAAAUACUGCUACGCUAUACACCCUUGGUGGAGAGGCUGGGUUUGGAUGAGAGUUUUAUCGACGUAUCGGCGAUAGUGGAGAGAUGGUCGUCGUGUAUACAUCCCGAGGGUGUUACGGAGGAGGAUAACAGAGAGGAGGAUUCAGGACGCUACAGUAAAAUCUUUGGUGCUACUGAAGAAGAAUGUCCUUGCGGUUGCCACCGAAGAUUGAGGAUCGCUGCAAAAAUAGCUGCCGAAAUGAGGGAGCGGAUAUUGAAGCAAGUCGGUUUGACAUGCAGCGCGGGCAUAGCUCACAACAAGUUACUAGCGAAGCUGGGUGGCAGCCUGCACAAGCCGAACGAACAAACGGUUGUCUAUCCAUGGGCUGGAGCUUCUCUGCUCUCUAAAAUAGGCUCGAUCGCUAAAAUCCCAGGAAUUGGGGCAAAGACGCUGGGCUUACUGGAGAGCAAAGCCAUCCGGACGGUGGAUGAUCUUCGAAGGAUAACGCUGGAAGAAUUGGAGUCCAGGGUUGGCGGGGAUCUGUCGAAAAGGCUUAAAGACAACGCAGAAGGGAUAGACGAAACGAUCGUGAAGCCGUCCGGCAGACCGAAUUCGAUCGGCUUGGAGGAUGGCUGCGGCAACGUUUCCCUCGUUGGUGAAGUGGAGAGUCGCUUGAGCGCUCUUUUGCGAAGACUCGUCGAGCUGGCCAACGAGGAUGGGAGAAUACCGCUCGCCCUUAAAAUAACGGUCCGUAAAAGCGAUUUCACGAAAUCUGGCACAGCGAGCAAACGCGAAACGCGACAAUGCGCACUCCCCCAACAUCUGUUGCCCUCGGACAAAUCCGGACUGUACGACAACGCCAAGAUUUUGGCACUCGCCAUGAAACUCUUUCACCGGGCGGUCGAUGUCACGAAACCUUUUCACUUGACUCUCCUCGGAGUCGCUUUCACCAAGUUCGAAGAGAGAAUGUCAGGCCGCAGCAGCAUAACUUCGUUCCUAAGAAAACAGGUUGCGGUACAAUCCGUCUUGGACAUCAGUUCGGAAGGAGGCGUUUCGGACACGAGUAUCGGUUCCCCGAUGAGCACCAAUCAAGACAGCAACGACGCCAGCGAGCUCGAAUCGCGCUGCAGUCCCCAACGAGCAGUCCCUCGCUCGACCUCCCUGCCCAACCACAAUUCGCGAUCGAUCUCAAGGAAUUUGAACUUCGAUUCGAGCCCCUGCAACACCACCGACGGCGAAGAUUUCUCCACGGAGAUCGAGCCCUCACCGAAGAAAACAAAACUCGAAGUUUGGCUCAACGGACGAAGAGAAUCGCCGAGCAACGAAAUGGCCGGUUUGAGACUCGGGCCCUCCUCGCCCAUAUCGAACCAACCUCCUACCAAUUCUGCUGUUUUUAAAUCCAUACCUCUCGAUCUCGACAGAGAAGUCACUCAUUCCUGGCAAGCAACAGGGGUCAAAACAAAACCAAACAAUAUACUUAAAUAUUUUAUAGCCAACAAGUAAUGAAACUCGUAGCUCUUUAUUUAAAUAUCAAACAAACGAUACGACCACAAAGUUUAAGGAAUAUAUGAGAAGAGAAAACGAAUUGAUGCGCGUACCCAAUUUCCUCUCGUUACACACUCUCUCUCGUCCAAACGCGUGCUUUCGUCCUUCGUACGAUAAACAAAUUUUAUAUUUUAUCUCGUUAACUUACGAGCCACCAUUCCAUAUCUCCGUGUAUUCGGCUCAAAACUAAACCGGCCAUCUUUCCUCGAGAAGACGAUCGAUAUAUUUUUAUGAUUCAUUACAUACUCAUUUUUUUCUCCUGGUUAUUUCAACGCCAGAACCCCCCGACCGUCUAUUUUUUUCAACAUAAACUUUACAACAGGCUCGAAAACGACUCCAAUCUUCGCUUCGGCAUAAAAUCUUCAUCUGCGAUAAUAAGCUUUAACUUUACACGUUUCUACACCCUUUUUCACAUAAAUUCCCAUCCGGUCAACCUUUAUAGACAGGAAUUCUGUAAAAUUACGAAAAAAUAUUGAAAAAAGAGGGAUUCUCCGCGAAGAAGGUUGGGCUCGUUUUCAUCCUGGCAGGAGGUCGAUCGCGCACUCUUCAAUGUUCUCAAUAAUGUGAUGCAUUUAUUAGUGAAAAUACUUUCAUCCGUUGUUUUUUCUUUUUCGUUUUUCCUCCUAACUCUUCUCUCUAUUCAUUAAAUCGUUACAACGACAAAACGAAAUGCGCACACAUUCCAAAUACAUUUCCGUUCUUGCGAUAAUCGUUCUCUCCCCCUAUUUUAAGGUAAAUACCAACGAAUUUUUAAAUAAUUUGUCACAAUUGUUACAAUGUUAAAUAUAACUAUGUUUUGACAA